Molecule: messenger RNA, 3207 nt
Organism: Penicillium argentinense
Lineage: Eukaryota; Fungi; Ascomycota; Eurotiomycetes; Eurotiales; Aspergillaceae
Product: F-box/WD repeat-containing protein
Exons: 3
Coding region: 1-3207 (1068 amino acids)
Biological process (GO): proteasome-mediated ubiquitin-dependent protein catabolic process; ubiquitin recycling
Cellular component (GO): cytoplasm; nucleus
Molecular function (GO): ubiquitin binding
Source: RefSeq, a predicted model, not a curated record
AUGUCUUCGGACGCCCCCAGUCCUCCCCACGCCUCCGAACCUGCGCUGGCGUCCGCUUCCACUACCACUUUCCGACCCGACGCGUCCGCUUCCUCGCCUCUCUCUCAUGCUGCUGCCCGACCCGAGUCUCGCCUAGUCAACACCCACACACGCGAGAUGGACGCCCCCGAGAGGGAUGAUAUCGGGCAGGGCCCGACCAGCGCCUUCGGGCAGUUCUCAUUUGCCCCGACCACCCGCACCACCGUCGUGACUACCACGACCACUACGACCACCUCUUUCCCGCCUCUCAUCAUCCAACCCCCGCGCGCCAUCAAGGAUCUGGAUGCGAGGCAAUACCCGCUCGCCGCGUCACCAACGCCCGCGGCGUUGAGAAACUUCAACUUUAAGAUCGGCGACAAGUCGAUCGUUUUUAACGAGCCUGAAGAUAUCGCAGGAACCGCCGUCGAGUUGAAGGAGAAGAACGAGGCUCUGCAAUCCUCGAACGGCCUGACUCGCUCAGUCAACUCAUUCAGUUCUGAGGACAGCAACGCACCACGCCGCCUGGCUCCCCCCAGAUCUGUGACACGGCUGCGUGGCUCUCACUCUCACAACCGACCCGUAUCGCCCGUUUCUAUCCCUGAUCCUCGCCCAGCUAUUCUGCCUCGUACCCGUGCAUCUCGAGUCCCCUCCGAGCCUGUAGCACGUCGAACCCGCUACAGUGCAUCAACAUCGUCUCAUCUCUCGCCUGCGGGCCUGGCGACUCCGGACGCCGAGCAAAAUGUCGGCAGCAUUGGAGACGGUCCUGCCCCAAGAUCACGAGUACACAGUGCCGGCAUCCCUCGCAAAGAAACCCUUCUGAGAUCACCUCUUUCCGCGGACGUUGGGUCGUCUGGCACCCCGCAACGGCCUGGGUUGACUUCCGUGCCAACUGCCCAAUCUGACAGCACUGGAACUUCCGGAUCAGAGUCGAACCCCUUCGGGCAGAAUUCAUUUGGCGGGUCAUCGGACAGUGCAUCACAACAGAGACCAGAUCUGUCCUCUCAGCUAUCAGCAAUCGACAAUGCAAUGGCGCAAGAUAUGUGCCUGCCGAGUCCUAGUUUGUCGCCAGUUGCCGCCAUGAAUGCGCUCCACGGAGAAUCUUCCUUUGAGUCAGAAGGUCCUGAUGUAGACACGGAUUCCAGUCUCGACCACAAUGUUUCUCGACAAUCAAAGGUAGCACGUACUUCUGAAGGGAGCUCUCGAAGCAAGGCCCUUUCGAUGCAUGCGUCUCGAUCCCCACAGUCACUUAUGGAUAUGCCAAAGGUCUUUGAGUUCUUUGAUUCCGUGCCCGACGAGGUGAAAACAUACAUGAUGUAUCAAUUCCUACGGCGCUGCCCCAAGCCAACCUUGCAUUUUGUGGCAGAUGUCGUGAACCCAACUCUGAAGUGCGACUUCCUGUCUUUGCUUCCACUCGAACUCAGCCUAAAUAUCGUGAAAUACUUUGAUGUUCAGACCAUGUGCCGUGCUGCCCAAGUCUCCAAGAAAUGGCGCCAUGUCAUCAACUCGGACGAGAAAACAUGGAAGGAACUUCUUGAUCAUGAUGGUUAUGUUCUUUCGGAGGGAGAACUAGAACGAGCGAUCCGCGAAGGCUGGGGCUGGCAGGGCAGCAGCCUCGACGACUUCGAACAAGAUCUCAGCAUAUCCAAGUAUGAAAAGGAUCUUUCUCCAAUCCCUUCCUCGUCAGCCAUCAUCGAUACGGCCCCUUCCACAUCUCUGGCGACGAGCGACAGACGUUCCACCAAAAGGAAAGCGGCCACCCGCGGGUCUGGCCGGAAGUUUGCGAAACGAAAGAUCUCAUCCAGUGGAACAGAUCAGUCCGAGCCAGACUGGAAGAGGGAGAUUGCCGCUUCAGAGGCACCCUAUGCAGCAGCAAAUGCGGCUGCGGCUGCAGUUCCGUACGCCGAGAUCGGGUUGCCUUCCCUGCGCGGUCUGUUCCUGUACAAGUCUCUGUACCGCCGCCAUCAUGCUAUCCGCCGAGGUUGGAUGAAGCCCGCCGUAAAGCCCCAGCAUAUUGCCUUCAGAGCCCACGAUCGACAUGUCGUUACAUGUCUGCAGUUCGAUACGGACAAGAUUCUCACUGGUAGCGAUGAUACCAACAUCAAUGUUUACGAUACGAAGACCGGUGCUUUGAAGGCCACUCUCGAAGGCCAUGAAGGUGGUGUCUGGGCGCUUGAAUAUCACGGAAACACUCUGGUUUCCGGCUCUACUGACCGCUCCGUGCGUGUGUGGGAUAUCGAGCGGGCUAGAUGUACCCAAGUCUUCCAUGGACACACCUCGACCGUUCGUUGUCUACAGAUUGUUCUUCCUACUGAGAUUGGUAGAGAUGCAAAUGGCGAGCCUGAGAUCAUGCCAAAAACCCCAUUGAUCAUCACUGGGUCUCGCGACUCCAAUCUGCGUGUUUGGAAGCUUCCCAAGCCCGGAGAUGCAGUCUAUUAUCCGAGUGGUCCAUUGGCGGACGAUAGUGAUUGCCCAUACUUCCUUCGUGUGCUCUCUGGCCACACCCACUCCGUUCGUGCUAUUGCAGCCUAUGGUGAUACUUUGGUCAGUGGCAGCUAUGAUUGCACAGUCAGAGUUUGGAAGAUUUCUACAGGUCACGUCCUGCAUACCUUGCAGGGCCACUCUCUGAAGGUGUAUAGCGUUGUGCUGGAUCCCAAACGCAACCGUUGCAUCAGCGGUGCAAUGGACCACAUGGUCAAGGUCUGGUCUUUGGAUGACGGCUCUCUUCUUUACAACCUCGAAGGCCACACCUCCUUGGUUGGUCUCCUUGCCUUAGAAAACGAUUUCCUCGUCUCCGCUGCUGCAGACUCUACACUGCGGAUUUGGGACCCCGAACAUGGCCACUGCAAGAACAUGCUGAGCGCGCACACCGGUGCCAUCACCUGUUUCCAGCACGAUGGACAAAAGGUCAUCUCUGGAUCAGACCGUACCUUGAAAAUGUGGGACGUGAGUACCGGCGCAUGCGUGCGUGACCUCCUGACCGAUCUCAGUGGGGUGUGGCAGGUCAAAUUCAAUGACAGACGCUGUGUUGCUGCCGUGCAACGCGAUAACUUGACUUACAUCGAAGUUCUUGAUUUCGGUGCUGCGCGAGACGGUGUGUCUGAGAACAAGCUCGGCAAGCGCGUUGUGGUUAGCCGUCAUGGACGCGAAAUUACUCCGGGCAACAUCGACUCCGACUCUGAUUCCAAUUGA